Messenger RNA from Oikopleura dioica, 1140 nucleotides. The record is from the annotation of a GenBank genome assembly. Lineage: Eukaryota; Metazoa; Chordata; Appendicularia; Copelata; Oikopleuridae.
AUGAUUUUUGCAGGAGUUCCUCAGUCUGACUUUGCAGUUUUCAAGACAAGAACGAUGAUGGAAAGCGAAAAGGUUACUCCUUUUGGCGACAUCUCAAAUACGGUUCCCCGUAAAGAAAAACGGGAGCAAGCCCCUAUAAAGAUUGGCCCAGGUGGAGACAACAACGAGAAUGAUAAGGAAAAUGAAGGAAAUUCGAAACAAAAAGUUUUCAAGGCAAUCAUUUAUCCUGCCGGAAAUAGUCGGACUGAAUCGAAAAAGACACGGGGCACUCGUGGAGGACGCAAAAAUCGUGAAAAGAUCGCCCGGACAUUCGAAAAGAACUUUUCGUCAAAGACUUUGCCAAAGUUAAAGAUCGACGCUCCCAUGAAACUCGACAUCAGUUUGAGUUCCGCAACAGAAAGCGAAAAGUCCUACAAAUAUUCGGUUGAAGAACUUAUUUCUUUCCGAAAGAGCUCAAUUGCAAAGUCGGAGCCGAAGUUUCUUUGCGAAUGUCCACUUACAAAGAAAAAGUCCGGGCUUGAGGAAGUCAAGAUCCUUCCAGUCCCAUACCAGCAAGACGGAACGAUCGGAAAUAUCAUCGCAAAAAUUCUUAACAGGGACGCGAUUGAACCGAUCAAGGGCGAUCUACCUCACUUUGUCCGCCGCACGAGCAUCAGCCCAUCGAAAGUUGAAGCAAGAACUGAAAUGGAUAAACCAUCUGUGUGCAAGAGGUCCGAAUCCCGAGAGUCAUUUAUCCGCGAAGACGCUCCACGAAAGCAUAAGAUGCGGCCACCGACCGCUCAAGCUUUCCAGCCCUACGAGGUCGCCGAGGAUUAUGACAUCGGAUACAACCAAAAUUACGAGUAUGAUCCGAACGUAGAGUAUUGUCCAAUGCCGGUCUAUUACUACGUUCCAUACUUCGUGCCAGCUGUGCCUGUCUACGCGGAGACCCCAACUAUGUCUAACUCUAGCUCGCUCUCAAGCAUCUUCUCUCGAAGCGAGAGCAUCCCUGAGUUCAUCCCGAACUCAGCUCGAUCUGCUCCUCCUACUCCAAAAGAAGAUGACGAACCUUUGGCUACACCACUAGAAGACUCUCUCGACGAGAUCGAAGAGGAGGAAGAGAUUAAAGAAGAGGCCAAGGAAGAGCAAGAGAAAGUAUAG